Triplophysa dalaica is the source of this 3422-nucleotide messenger RNA. RefSeq names its product cGMP-dependent protein kinase 2. Gene Ontology annotation, biological process: protein phosphorylation. The transcript is spliced from 19 exons. Gene Ontology annotation, molecular function: cGMP-dependent protein kinase activity; ATP binding. Lineage: Eukaryota; Metazoa; Chordata; Actinopteri; Cypriniformes; Nemacheilidae. The record is from RefSeq and is a predicted model, not a curated record. The coding region runs from base 25 to 2445 and encodes 806 amino acids.
GCACGAAGCGCACGGAGACUGGAGAUGAGUCCUGUCCUCGGCGCGAGCGCAUCAUUCCUGAAACACUACACGUCGCGCGGACAGCUGUGGCCAACCAGUACGCAAAUCUAUAAGCCCAAAGGACUCUCUAUGGUGCCUGGCGACUCUCUAAUCAUGGGGAACGGAUCGAUCAAAGCCUCUAGGUUAGAGGAGACCUGUCUGGCCUCCAGUAUAAAAGAAGCCCCUGUAUGGGAGUCAUCGGAGUCCCUGAAGAUGAGGAUUGCCCAAUUGGAGGACGAGUUGGCACGGAGAGACCAAAAUUUCCGUGCUCAGGAAAAGAGGUUGCAGAGCCUUCAAAGGGAGUUGGAAGCAAAGGUAUCUCAAAUCGAUAAACUCCAGGAUGCCAUUGGUUAUAAUAGCCUCGGACGUUCUCCGCCGGCCCCUCUGAGGCACAGCAGCAGGCUCCUCAGUGUGAUCAACCAGGGCUCCACCAGGUUCCACAGAGUCGCUGUGGAGGUGCAUAGACGCCUUAAGGCCAAAGAGGGAGUUUCAGCCGAACCCACAUCAGGACACUUCUGUCACAACCACAGGGUGCAUCACAUCUCCACAGAGAGGGCACGGGUACGCAAAGACUCCGGCACCAAGAAACUGAUCAAUGAAGCCAUCAUGAACAAUGACUUUCUGAAGAAGCUGGAGCCUCAGCACAUGAGAGAAAUGGUGGACUGCAUGUAUGAGAAGAUCUUCACUGCUGAGCAGCUGGUCAUUCAGGAGGGAGAGCCAGGGAACUUCCUUUAUGUUCUCGCAGAGGGUUUGUUAGAGGUAAUGCAAAAUGGCAAGUUGCUGGGUCAAAUGCGUCCCGGGACGGCUUUUGGAGAGUUGGCUAUUCUCUAUAACUGCAAAAGAACUGCCACAGUCAAAGCUGUGACUCAGUCUCACAUCUGGGCUCUGGACCGGCAGACGUUUCAAACUAUCAUGAUGAGAUCCACUCAGGCCAGACAUGAGGAGUACUUCAGCUUCCUACGCAGUGUAUCGUUGUUAAAAGAAUUGCCAGAGGAGAAACUUGCCAGAAUCGUUGACUGUCUAGAAGUUGAUUAUUUUGAUAAAGGGGAGUAUAUUAUACGUGAGGGUGAAGAAGGAAACACUUUCUUCAUCAUAGCUAAAGGAGAGGUGUCUGUAACACAGACUACAGAGGGCUUUCCUGAACCUCAAGAGAUUAAGACUCUUGGAGUUGGUGAUUAUUUUGGAGAAAAAGCUCUCAUAAGUGAGGAUGUCCGCUCGGCUAAUAUCAUUGCAAAGGAUGAUGACACGCAGUGUUUGGUGGUGGACAGAGAUAACUUUAAUCAGAUGGUGGGGACCUACGAGGAACUACAGGCCUACCUAAAGGAGUAUGUGGACCAGCUAUCUCUGAGUGAUGAGAGGAGAAAUGCAGCGUCUCAGUCACCUCUGUCUGAACGUGGUCCUGAAGCGGCGGAGAUCAGAAGACUGAGGGAGAGAGCAGCUGCUUUGUCCUGUAGCAGUUUUCUAAAGGAACUGCAAAUAGUAGCGACGUUAGGCAUGGGAGGCUUUGGCAGAGUGGAACUGGUCAAGAUGAAAGAUUCAGAAGAUACAGCCUAUGCUUUAAAGUGUAUAAAGAAGAAGCACAUUGUGGACAGCAGGCAGCAGGAGCACAUCUAUUCCGAAAAAAACAUCCUCCGGCAAACCAAUUCAAACUUCAUCGUCAGAUUGUUCCGGACGUUCCGUGACAAUAAAUUUGUUUAUAUGCUGCUUGAGGUCUGUCUGGGAGGAGAACUAUGGAGCGUGCUGAGGGACAUGGGCUGGUUUGAUGAAGCUACGGCCCGAUUCUGUACUGGAUGUGUGCUGGAGGCUUUCGAUUACCUGCACGGAUCAGGCAUUGUUUACAGAGACCUGAAGCCAGAGAAUCUGCUGCUGGAUGCUGAAGGCUAUGUCAAAAUGACUGAUUUUGGUUUUGCCAAAAAGAUUGGAUUAGGCAAGAAGACUUGGACGUUUUGUGGAACUCCUGAGUAUGUGGCUCCGGAGGUCAUUAUGAAUAAGGGUCAUGACUUUGGAGCCGACUGCUGGUCUUUGGGCAUCCUCAUUUUUGAGCUGCUGAUCGGGAGCCCCCCGUUCACAGGUUCUGAUCCAAUCAGGAUCUACACUAUGGUUCUACAUGGCAUUGAGAAGGUGGACAUUCCCAAGAGGGUCACCAAGCGUCCUGAUGAUCUCAUACGGAGGCUUUGCAAACUCAAUCCAGCAGAACGUCUUGGGAAUAAGAAGAACGGCAUCAUUGAAAUCAAGAAACACAAGUGGUUUCAAGGCUUCAACUGGGAGGGACUGAGAAGAAGGAAGCUGGCAUCUCCUCUGAGGAGAGAGCUGAAAGGGCCAUUGGAUCACAGUCACUUUGACAUGUUUCCCCCUGAGCUUGAAGAACCUCCAGAUGAAUUGUCUGGAUGGGACAAAGACUUCUGAGAACAAGUCUCCAAGUAUUUUUAGUGAACAAAAGACCAGACAAAAUCAAGACAGCCCAGACACGUGCUCAAAUCUCAUAUCAAGUGAUCGGUGAAGAAUGUCUCAGAAGUCUCAGCGUUACCUCAGAAUGAAUGUUGACUCACUGAGCUGUUUGUUGUUUUGUAACAAUGUAAUGUUGGUAACAAUAUCUAACAUCUGACAUGGUGAAGUAGACAGUAGUCAACAUUAAAUGGAUACAGUUGAAUAGAGAUACACCCAGCAAUGGUUGUUUGUAAAAGCAAUGACAAGUGUUACUGACUUUCAAAGGGCCAGGCAUACUACAUUCGAAACGGAAAAAUUAGAAUCUGUGUUAUGCUUUCGAUCUGAAUCUGGUCCAAACGACGAUUUAUUUCACUAGUUCCGCAUUGCAAACAAACAGAACUCUGUGGGAUAGUUUGCGUUGCAUAGUUCUGAUUAUAUUCUAUGCCUGAUUUCAGUGACCCUGGGCGGAGGCUGAGGAGCAUACAUGAAUAUUAAUGAGUUUCCUGUUUCAUUUUAAAGCGCAUUUGUGGCGCUUUAAAGGUCGCACUGGUGCCCAAGGUCACUCAAAAUCUCAGGAAUAGAAUAUUUCAAAACAGCAGUAAACACAUUCGAGCCACCAUUGCGCUAUAUGCAGGUGUGCUCUGACACUCCGCCUUAUUUGACUGGUUUCAUUCAAGAGAAAGUCAAGGACGGAAUAAAAUCAGUACAGAAAACAGUGACAAGAUAAGAACUACACCAAAACGGUUUAUUCUUGUUAUUAUUAAUGCAAUCUUGAUUUAGAAUUUUAUUUAUUUUAUAUGUAUUUACUAAACACCUUUUCUUCUAUGAAAUAGGUGCAAAAUGAUACUCUUAAACUUUUCACCAAAAUGGUUGAUGUAUCAUCUUCAAAAACGGCUGUAAGCCGAUGUUCAAUUUUGAGUUGCAAGUUCUGAGAUACAUUUUCUUAUUAAAAACAA